GAUUGAGAAGAUAUGCGGAGAAAAAAACGAGAGUUUGGAGUUUGUUUUCACUUGAGCGCUGUUACUUCGGUUCCUGUUACUUACCGUUCCCGAUAAAUGGUCGCUACCACCAUGCAGUGUAGAAGAUAAAGCGCUUCCUUUGCCAACAAGUUUCAAUUUCUUCUUCAGGAACCCUCCUCUCUUUCUCUUUUUAUUUCCUUUAAAUUCACUGCUCAGGUAACUCACUCUUCAUACCCUUUUUUUUUUUUUUUAACUUUUCUAUGGGGGGAAUGGAAAAUUUGAAGAUGGUUAUGAAGGAUUUUCCUCAGUGGAUUAUGGGUCUUAGCUAUUUUUCAAUAAUUUUAUUAUUUUCUUAAAAAGUUUUGAAAUUGUUCUUGCAUUGAAGGCUUUUGGGAGAAAGCUCUGAUUUUUAUUUUAUUUUUUAAAAUUAUAUCUAUGGUUCAUAUGAGCAAAUAACUUUACUUGUAAGGUAGUGUUGAUCUUAGUGUGGUUCUCUUCUCUUUAUUCUUAUAUUGAUUCCAAAGUUUGUGCAUGAUUAUGCUUGACUUGUGUCUUAUGGGAUUUUGGCAUUUGUGCAAACCCCCUUUUUAAGCGUCUAAGAUAUUUCAGCAACGAGCGUGUGCGGAUAGCUUGAAAUACGAUCAGUGAUAGGGGAUUGACUGAUGUGAGUUCUUUCUUGUUUUGCGUUACAAGUGGUGAUCCUUCAGCAUGUAUAAGGAAGCGAAGAUAAAAUAUAUUAAGCCUUCGUAAUUAGGAAUUACUUGCAUGCUUGAUUAGUUGAGUUCCAUUGAGGUAAAUGUUUGUAGUUCACUUUCUGGUGUUUGUCUUGUUUUCACUGGACAUGAAUUGGAUGCUUUUUUCAUGUUGAAAUAGAUGUUUUCAUCGAUUAGAGGUGGCUUUAACACAUCCAUAAUAUCUUACUUUGAUCCUCUCCCCCCCCCCCCCCCCUCUUUUUCUGAGUUAAGCGCUAGAUCCCCUAUCAAGCAUCUAUCUUUAACCUGCGGAUGAUUUAAAUCUCAGACGUGAAUCUCGUUAUAAUUUGGGACAGAAUAUUCUUGGUCUGAAAUUGUCUCUCGAAACCUCUUAUGUGAAAAUGUUGAAACUCCAUAUCAUUUUCUUUUAGUUAUCACGUGAAAACCGUAAUUUGUCCAGUUUGUUUUGAUGCCUAUUUACACUGUUUGAAACGACUUCUUGUUGGUGGUGCCAUUAUAAGGAGACUCUGAAUUGAUUUUGAAUUUUUGAUUUCUUCUCAUUCAAACACUGCUAAAUUUUCUUCUACUUCAGUGGCUCCCGUGCUGGAAAAGUUAACCUGCUGAUGAAUUAUUCUGAGUGCAUUGCUGAUUGUAUACAACACAAGAGGCAUGGAUAUUGUGCAAGCCUUGUCUUAAAAAAAAAUCAUAAUAUAACAAUCUCGUUAUUUCAUCAUUGGUAUUAGAUAAGCUUGAUUGUUGUUUUAAUGUUUCAAAAAUUAUCAUCAUGCCUCCGUGGAUCCAUAAAUGCUGAACUAUGAAAGCAAAAUGUGUUCUUUAAAUCAAUGGUCCUCAACGCUUCUGCACUUCUCUCCUUACAUGUAGUCAAAUAGAGUAUUGAAAUGUUCUUUGACAUCCUUUGUUAAUCAUUGAGGUCGAAAUGGCUUUUGAAUUUGACUAAUUUGUGUAAAACUAGACAUUUUUAUUGAAUGUUCAGUUUCAUUUCUGUAAAAUAGAUGGUAAAUAUUCUAUAUAUUCAACUAUUGAAGCACUUCAGCAAAAGGUUUUCUUUCACAGGAGCUUUUUGACGAGUUUUGGUUGACUAUAGAAGGAAAAAAAUUAUAAAGCAUUUUAGCCACUUGUGGUUUAGCCAUGAUUACUGCUUGUGACGUUUGGAUUUCUGGUGGAAAAGUUCCAAACUGUAUUGUAUUUUGGGCAAGAACUUGUCUUUACCGCUUUUGCUGGCAUCUACUUCUCGUCUUACUUUUUAUCUUGCUUCUCUGUACAAAUGUUAUAAAUGAAUAUUGAGUUUAAUAUACAGGGCUCUAGAUGGAUACAGUUGACCAAAUAAAAGGCAAGGAUGCUCUUGUCGGGGACUCGGAAAACCCACUAUUGGGAAAAUUUGACAAGCCGCUUCCAUGUUUUGGCUGUGGAAUUGGAUGGUUCUCUCUCCUGCUAGGAUUUGUUUGUCCACCCAUGUGGUAUUAUGCUACAAUUCUCUACUUUGGAAAUCACUAUCAUAAGGAUCCAAGAGAGCGAGCUGGACUUGCUGCUUCUGCUAUUGCUGCUUUGAUAUGCACAAUUGCUGUGAUGAUAACAACAUUUGUUCUUAUCUUGUAAUUUUACGUUCAACUAACCUAUCUCAAGUCAGUUAGUUAACGAGAAAAAAAAGGAAGGCAAGGCUAAGGCCACGUGAGAAAGACGACAAGGCAAGCUAGAUCAAGCUGUUGUGAGCACUUUUGAUCAUCAAGGAAAGAUAGAUGCAGAAGCAUGAGCAAAUUCUAUUAUGUGACACAGCUGCUUUUGUCCUUUUUAUAGUUGUAUAUAUACUAGAUAAAAGAUAGUUACUUCAUCUCAUUAACUUAUUCAGGUGAUGUGUAUGUUUCUUGAGAACGAUAAUUAAUUGCAAUUACAAGUUUGUUAG
Abrus precatorius (Indian licorice) is the source of this 2613-nucleotide messenger RNA. RefSeq names its product 60S ribosomal protein L18a-like protein. NCBI's taxonomy places the organism in Eukaryota, Viridiplantae, Streptophyta, Magnoliopsida, Fabales, Fabaceae. Bases 2019 to 2309 code for a protein of 96 amino acids. The transcript is spliced from 3 exons. The record is from RefSeq and is a predicted model, not a curated record.